AUGAAUUUAAUGCCAAACAUUAAGGCCACUGCAAGAGAUCUAAUAAACGAUUUCGAUGAUAUGGAUGCGACAACACAAAUUAUAUUCAACAAGAGGUCAAUUUACAGUCUGGGUGCAGACGCGAACACACGUUUUUUUCCACAGAGCGAUAAUGAGUUAUUAUUGCGACCUUUUGAGUGUGAUGAGGUUAAAGCAGCCCUGUUCUCCAUGUUUCCUGAUAAGGCCCCAGGACCUGAUGGGAUGAACCCUGGGUUUUAUCAGCAUUAUUGGGAUGUGGUAGGUGCUGACGUGUCUGAAUUUGUGGUUAAUUGCCUGAGUACUUGUUGUCUCAAUGAUACUAACAUAGUGUUGAUUCCUAAGAAGAGUAUUCCAGAGUCUGUGUCAGAUCUGUGUCCCAUUGCACUAUGUAAUGUGAUUUAUAAGAUCAUGGCUAAAGUUCUGGCCAAUAAAUUGAAGCACCUGCUAGACGGCCUGAUUUCUGAGUCACAGAGUGCAUUCAUUCCAAACAGGCUAAUCGCUGAUAAUAUCCUGGAGGCGGUAGAGGUGGGGCAUUUUCUACACAGGAAGCAAAGUGGUAUGGUUGGGUGGGGGGCAUUGAAGCUGGACAUGGCGAAGGCUUAUGACCGUAUGGAGUGGCCUUUCCUCCGGAGUAUGAUGCUAGCAAUGGGUUUUGCUGUAGAAUGGGUUGACCUAGUAAUGCUCUGUGUUACCACAGUUAACUAUAACUUUCUGGUUAAUGGAGUAAGCAGUGGAUGGGUGGUGCCAUCUCGUGGUUUGCGCCAGGGGGACCCUCUAUCCCCAUAUCUGUUUAUAAUCUGUGCGGAGGGCCUUUCAUUGCUGCUCCAAAAGGCUCAGGAAGAGGGUUCUAUUCAUGGUUGUAGGGUGGCUAGAGGUGCCCCUCCAAUCUCGCACCUAUUUUUUGCAGAUGAUAGUCUCCUGUUCUUUAAAGCAAGCACCCAGGAAGCAGGGGCGAUUAAACAUUGUCUGGAUGUAUAUGAAAGUAUGUCUGGUCAGGCUGUCAACUAUCACAAGUCUAGUAUCUGUUUCAGUAGAAAUACAUCGGAAGGUGUUCGUGACGAGGUGGCUGGUAUGUUGGGUGUAGCUCAGGCACCAAAUUUUGGAAAAUAUCUGGGCCUGCCGAAUUUUGUAGGGAGAAAUAGAAGAGCUGCAUUUGCGUAUAUUGAGGAUAAGAUCCAGCAGAGAGUUUGUUCAUGGAAUAAGAAGUUGCUUUCACAGGCUGGUAAGGAAGUUUUAUUGAAGAGUGUGGCCCAAGCUAUGCCUACUUUUUCAAUGAGUGUGUUCCUGCUUCCUGAGUCAGUUUGCCUUUCUAUAGAGAGAACCAUGAAUAAAUAUUGGUGGGGGUCAGGUGCUGAGAAAGGAAUACAUUGGAAAGCCUGGGAUCAUUUGUGUGUGCCAAAGAAAUUUGGAGGCUUAGGUUUCAAGGAACUCCGUGCUUUCAACCUAGCAAUGUUAGGAAAACAAGCCUGGCGUUUCUUAACUAUGCCUCAGUCUCUUGUGGCAAGAGUUUAUAAGGCAAGGUAUUAUCCGAGGACUUCUUUCUUUAAUGCAUCUUUGGGCAAUUGCCCAAGUUAUUGUUGGAGGAGUAUUAUGGCUGCACAGGAUCUUGUGUGUGGCGGGAUUAGGCGGCGGAUAGGCAAUGGUAAAUCAACAUUAAUCUGGGGCCAUCCCUGGCUGCCUAGUGAGACUGCGUCAACGAUUGUCACGCCUAUGCCUCCCCAGUUAGGUGGUUCUUUGGUUUCAGGCUUGAUUGAUGAAGAAACUAAUACCUGGGAUCACUCUAUUCUUACGGAUAUUUUUUUGCCUCCAGAUGUGGACCGCAUAUUAAGAAUCCCUUCUCUCCGGACUAUGAGGAGUCAUGGUUUUGGUACGGUGAUCCAAGGGGUUGCUAUACAGUCAAGAGUGGUUACAAGAAAAGCAAGGAACAAUGCAUUAUGGAAUGGGUUUCUCCCAGUGCCAAGGAGUUUGGUGGCAACAACGGCUGCGACUUUGCAAGCUUGGAGUGUGGUCCACCACGGACAGCAGGCGAAUGGGCAGUCUGUUCAAGCUCCGGCGCAAACCGACCAGGUGCUAGCCGACACUCUUCUAAUGUGCUAUUUCGAUGCAAGCUACGACCCGGUAACAUUGAGGACAACUUUCGGCGCUGUUUUGGUGGAACCAGGUGGAGAGAGUGCUAUUGAUUCGUUUUUAGUUUGUCAAAUCAGUUUAGUUCCUAGAUCGGUGAACUUUAUAGCUCAUUCACUAGCUGUUGCAGCUGUGCAUCAGACUAGCAUUUUGUAUUGGGACUCUGUCCCACCUGUUUCUAUUUUGGCUCACUUUCAACCAGAUACUGAAGAUAAUGUCAUACACAGUGAAAUAGUUGCAGAUAUAAAGUUUGAGCUCGAUAAGCAUAAUGUGUUAGUCAAGUUAUUUAGAAUGGCCAAAGCACAAAUAGAUAACAAUCCACGUCUUGAAGUUCAAAUUGUUAGAUACAUUUCACCGUGUGAAGCAUCAUGGCAUCUGUUUGCAUUUGAAAUACAACAUAAGGCUCAUUCAGUUGAGCGUUUGAGGUUUCAUCUACCAGAUCAACAAUCUGUUGUGUUUGCGGACGAUGAUGCAAUGGAAGACCUCAUACAGCACCCUUCGGUAGCUCAUAGUAUGUUUGUAGAAUGGUUUGAAGCAAAUAAAAAAUAA
This is a messenger RNA of Ipomoea triloba (trilobed morning glory), 2691 nucleotides long. RefSeq lists its product as uncharacterized. The coding region runs from base 1 to 2691 and encodes 896 amino acids. The record is from RefSeq and is a predicted model, not a curated record. Lineage: Eukaryota; Viridiplantae; Streptophyta; Magnoliopsida; Solanales; Convolvulaceae. The transcript is spliced from 7 exons.